Messenger RNA from Microthlaspi erraticum, 1398 nucleotides. NCBI's taxonomy places the organism in Eukaryota, Viridiplantae, Streptophyta, Magnoliopsida, Brassicales, Brassicaceae. The record is from the annotation of a GenBank genome assembly.
AUGGACGACAAAAGCGACGUGUGGGACGAAUGGUAUGAAAUAUACUCAAGAGCUCGACCUAGAGAGGAGGCUAUGAUAAGCAAAUUACCCGACGCUUUGAUAUCUCAGAUACUCUCGUAUCUUCCGACAAAGGAAGCUGUUAGGACUAGUGUUCUGUCCAAUCGGUGGAAAAGUCUCUGGCUUUUGAUUCCCGCGUUGGAUUUGGCCUCUUCUCGGUUCCCAGAUUACAAUGCCUUUGUGAGUUUUGUCGACAGGCUCCUAGGUUUCUGCAGGGAAGAGAAGUCAUGCUUGCACAAGCUCAAGCUCAGUAUUCAGAAAGAUGUGAAUGAUCCGCCCUGUCUCACGCGGUGGAUAGACUUUGUGGUUAGGCGUAAACUCGAGCAUCUUGAUGUUGAGUGUCUUGUGAAUCGUAAGUUCUUAGAGGUGAUGCCUCUAAGCCUCUAUGUAUGUGACACACUUGUAUCUCUAAGACUCCAUCGUGUAUCGUUGAGCGAGUUCGAGUCUGUGUCUCUACCUCGCGUCAAGACUAUGAGUUUAGAACACAAUAUAUAUGCCAACGAUGCGAGUCUGGAGUCACUCAUCUCUUCUUGCCCAGUUCUUGAAGACUUGAACCUUGUCAGAAUGGUAACAGAUAACGUCAAGGUUGUGCGAGUUCACUCUCAGACGUUGACCAGUCUCGAUAUAGACUAUUCGGUUGGUGAAGGUGAUGACUAUGCUGAUGGUUAUGUAAGAGAAGGCUCAGCGGUUUUGGUUGAUGCCCCAAGACUCAAGUGUUUGAAAUGGCAAGAUGAUUUAUCGGACAGUAAAGUCUUGACCAACACGGGUUCUUUAGUCAAGGUCGAUUUUGAUUUUGUCUUUAAUCUCGAGAAUGAUUUUGCUGAUGUAGCUGACUUGUGGAAGCGUAAUAUGGUUCGUAACUUUUUCACCAGUAUCUCGAGAGUCAGGGAUAUGACCAUCUCUGCCUUUACUGCCGAGUUUCUGUAUUUUAACAUGGAAUACGACCCAUUGCCCCAGUUUUGCAACCUUUCGCGUUUACAAGUGAAUUUCUAUUUGUAUAAUCUGGAUAUGUUGCCAACCCUUCUUGAGAGCUGUCCGAAUCUGAAAUCACUCGUCAUGGAUUUUGAUUUUGAUUCUCCUUCGUCGAAGGAGAACGAGCUAAUGAGACUGUCAUCCGUACCUCGGUGUUUGCUGUCAUCACUCGAGUUUGUUGAGAUCAAACGUUUCAAUGGAGGGGCUGCGAAAAUGGAAGUAGCGAGGUACUUUGUUGAAAACUCAGUAGUCCUGAGGAAACUUGUUCUGCACUUACGAUGUUCCAUGCUGCAAGAAGGGUUUAACAUGUUGAAGGAUCUCAUUGCAUUGCCCAGACGAUCUAGCACAUGUCGAAUCGAAGUUUGUUGA